Molecule: messenger RNA, 1814 nt
Organism: Cynara cardunculus var. scolymus (artichoke)
Lineage: Eukaryota; Viridiplantae; Streptophyta; Magnoliopsida; Asterales; Asteraceae
Product: hexose carrier protein HEX6
Exons: 3
Coding region: 145-1707 (520 amino acids)
Biological process (GO): monosaccharide transmembrane transport
Cellular component (GO): membrane
Molecular function (GO): monosaccharide transmembrane transporter activity
Source: RefSeq, a predicted model, not a curated record
UUGAUGGUUUUUUGUCCUGAAUUAGGCAUGAUGCUGAUAUCUAGCAGUCAAGUUGGACUGGUAUCUAUCUCUCCAGCAGUCGAGUUAGACUAGUAACAACCACCUAUUCACUACUUCAAUGUAUUUUAUAUACUACACACAUAUAUGUAUACAUACAUAAAACAUACCCAAAUCAGCUGGAAGACUAUGGCUAUUGGGUCAGUAGUUAGCACCGAAGAAGACGGCAAGUACAAUGGUCAGAUAACAUCAUUCGUUGUGUUGUCUUGCAUGGUUGCUGCAACCGGAGGAAUCAUUUUCGGAUAUGAUAUUGGAAUCUCAGGUGGGGUGACCUCUAUGAAGCCAUUUUUAGUGAAAUUCUUCCCAGAUGUUUACACCAAGAUGAUACAAGAUACCACGAUAAGCAACUACUGCAAAUUUGACAGCCAACUCCUCACUUCCUUCACAUCUUCGCUAUAUGUAGCCGGUCUCAUUGCUACCUUUUUUGCUUCACCCGUCACUAGAACCUUUGGGCGUAAACCAUCAAUUCUUAUUGGUGGGGUUGCUUUUCUUGCUGGUGCUGCCCUUGGAGGCGCAGCUUACAAUAUAUACAUGCUUAUAAUCGGUCGUGUCUUUCUUGGUGUAGGAGUUGGGUUCGCAAACCAGUCGGUUCCAUUAUAUCUAUCAGAAAUGGCACCAUCAAGAUAUAGAGGAGCAUUCAACAUGGGUUUCCAAUUUUGUGUCGGAAUUGGCGUUUUAGCUGCAAAUCUUCUAAACUAUGGCACCCAAAAGAUAAAAGGUGGAUGGGGAUGGCGAAUCUCCUUAGCCAUGGCUGCUUUUCCUGCUUCAAUUCUAACAAUUGGAGCUCUUUUCCUCCCAGAAACACCCAACAGCUUGAUACAGCACAACGAGGAUCCAGAUAAGGCUAAGAAAAUGCUACAGAAAGUCCGAGGCACCGAUGAUGUUGAGGCCGAAUUUGAUGAUCUUGUGACAGCAAAUGAAAUUUCAAAAAACAUUAAACACCCUUUCAGAAAGAUCAUGAGGCCAAAAUAUAGACCUCAGCUUGUGAUGUCGAUCCUUAUCCCAUUCUUCCAACAGGUUACAGGAAUCAAUGUCAUCUCCUUCUAUGCUCCAAUCCUCUUCAGAACCAUAGGAUUUGGGGAAAGUGCUUCACUUAUGUCAGCGGUGGUAACCGGGCUAGUGGGUCUUAUCAUGACCUUUAUAUCAUUACUAAUAGUCGAUAAACUUGGUAGACGAACUAUAUUCACCAUAGGAGGCUUGCAGAUGUUCAUCUCACAAAUGCUAAUUGGUUCAAUAAUGGCAGCAAAACUAGGGGAUCAUGGUGUAUUAAGCAAGGGAUAUGGGUUUUUGGUGUUAAUCUUGAUUGCGGCUUAUGUGGCUGGCUUUGCGUUAUCAUGGGGUCCAUUGGGAUGGCUAAUUCCUAGUGAAAUCUUCCCAUUGGAGAUACGAUCUGCAGGACAAAGCAUCAAUGUGGCAGUGGGAUUCCUCUUCACUUUCAUAGUUGCUCAAACAUUUCUAUCCAUGCUUUGCCAUUUGAAAUCAGGAACCUUCUUCUUUUUCGGUGGAUGGGUAGCUGUGAUGACUGUAUUCGUGUAUUUCUUUCUCCCUGAGACUAAAAACGUGCCGAUCGAGAAGAUGGAUCGGAUAUGGAAGCAGCAUUGGUUUUGGAAGAGAUACGUGUGCGAAGAAGAUGAUACUGAAUUCAUGUAGAUAUAGGCAAUAGAACACAAGCUAAAUAUUUCGAUUGUAAUUUUGUUAUAUCUUGUAAUCAUAAAACUGAAAAUCCAGUUCGUAUGAAUGUUGCUACUAUGAAUCUA